Molecule: messenger RNA, 1987 nt
Organism: Zychaea mexicana
Lineage: Eukaryota; Fungi; Mucoromycota; Mucoromycetes; Mucorales; Lichtheimiaceae
Exons: 2
Coding region: 433-1788 (451 amino acids)
Biological process (GO): mitochondrial translation; arginyl-tRNA aminoacylation
Cellular component (GO): mitochondrion
Molecular function (GO): arginine-tRNA ligase activity; ATP binding
Source: RefSeq, a predicted model, not a curated record
GGUGUAACGAACUUGCUCACAAGGUUCAUUAACUCUCUUUCACCCCACCCCCGGCAUGUCAAACUCAAUUCAACCGUUUUUAAAGCUUAACUAUACAACCAUACUCACUACUUGAACCACUUGAACCUUUUAUUGGCGGGAAUUGUCUUUUUAUGUAUAUGAUAUAGUUUGAACCAGAUAACUUGAUUCAACAAGCUACAGCAAAGGGCCCAUUCUUACAUUUUAGCGUACGACCGAUAGAAUAUAUCAAGCAAACCUUGCUUCAGGUACACGACGAACAAUCUAGAUUUGGAUGUCACAAAGCCGAUGCGCCACAAACCGUCGUUUUGGAUUAUAGCUCGCCUAAUAUCGCCAAACCGUUUCAUGCGGGCCAUCUGCGAAGCACGAUCCUCGGCAACUUUGUGAAACGUAUCCAUCAAGCAAUGGGUUACAAUGUCGUCGGUAUCAAUUACCUCGGCGACUGGGGCAAACAAUAUGGUAACAAAUUCAGUUAGUUUCUCUCUGGAAAUAAAAGGACAAAAAAGAAAAGGAGAACCGGCAAUUAAGCUGCGCAAAACAGGACUGCUGGCAGUUGGAUUUGAAAAAUAUGGCAAUGAAGCACUAUUGGAGAAGGAUCCUAUCCACCAUUUGUACGACGUCUACGUAAAAAUCAACAAGGAGCUCACCGAGGAUUUGGACCGACAAGCCAAUGCAUAUUUCAAGCGCAUGGAAGAGGGGGAUACCGCUGCCUUGGAGCAAUGGAAAAGGUUCCGGGAACUCAGCAUCAGUAGCUACAAGUCGAUCUACAAGCGCCUAGGCAUCGAGUUCGAACGGUAUUCGGGUGAAUCAGAGACCGAGCCGUUCAUCCAGUCUGUGUACGAUAUCCUGCAAUCCAAGAACCUUAUCAGCAAAACAGCAGCAGACGACGGUGCGUGGACUGUAGACUUGUCCGCAUACGGUCUGGGCGCGCCCAUUGUCCGCAGAGCGGACGGCACAAGCUUGUACCUCACACGCGACCUUUCCAACUUGAUCUUGCGGCAAUCACCACAAAAAUCCAUGUACAUUGUUGGCACUGAACAGUCUCUGUAUUUGCAGCAGAUGUUCAAGAUUGCCGAGCUGGCUUCCUUGGCAAGCAACUUGCAUCACGUUGGUUUUGGACGCGUGCAGGGCAUGUCGACACGGAAAGGAACUGUGGUGUUCUUGCAAGAUAUCCUCGAUACAGCGCAGGAACAGAUGCUCAAGAACCUCAAGGAGAAUCCCGUUAAAUAUCAAGAGUUGAUGGCUAUGGGUAUCCAGAAAGACGGUCGGCGGUUGGUCGGCCAACAGGCUGUCGAGGAGGUCGCCGACCAGCUGGGAACCUCGGCUGUGAUUGUUCAGGACCUGAUUGCCAAGCGAGUCAAAAACUACACAUUUUCAUAUGAACGAAUGACGGCUGCACGUGGAUAUACUGGCGUUUACUUGCAAUACACACAUGCUCGCAUGUGCGCCAUUGAGCGCAAAGCAAACACAAAGAUCACCACCGACUGCGACUUUGAUUUGUUGAAGGAAAAUGAGGCCUUCGAGUUGGCACUAACGGUAUCCCAGUUCCCAGACAUUGUCAGAUCCGCCUAUCAGUCCAUGGAGCCGUGCGUCGUUGUACACUAUCUUUUCAGACUGGCGCAUGUUAUAGGACAAGCAAACUCGACUCUGCGGAUCAAGGAUGCGGAUCCAGAGCUAGCAGAAGCACGGAUGCUUCUGUUCUCGUCAGCAAGGACAACAUUGGCAAAUGGUCUAAAACUUAUUGGCAUCGACCCCCUUGAACGCAUAUAGACAAAUUGGCCGUUUCACAGCAUUAUUUACUUUGUAUAAAAUCUCUUGAUGAUAAUAGAAAUAAUUCUUGAAAGAAAUGCGCUCUUUAUGCUAUUGAAGGAGGAGGAGGAGGAGGAGGAGGGAGGGUAUAUCAUCCUGUUGCUGUUCUUUUUUGCAUUACACGCUCACGCUCGUCACGUUUCCGUUUAAGCUUACACUU